AUGUCACCAUUCAACACAAUUAUUACCAUCUCCGUCGUCAUCGCAGCCGCAUCUCUCAUCAGAAACUUCUCAUCUCCUUCCGACAACAAUACUUUUCUCUACUACCACCACUGCACGCACCCAAACUACUUUCGAGGAUCGUCUUUUUUCUCUAAGUACCUUCCUGGAUCGACUUACGAGUCAAACGUCAACUCUCUACUCACUUCCCUCUACCUUCCUGGAUCGACUUACGAGUCAAACGUCAACUCUCUACUCACUUCCCUCGUAAACUCAGCUAAUGUCUUCACAUACAACCAUUUCACUGUCGGAAACUACGGCAAAACCGUCCACGGGAUGCACCACUGCCACAGUGACCUCUCCACACGUUCCGAUGAUUGCGCUAGAUGCGUCGCGCAAGCUUCUCGCAUACUACAAAGUCUCUGCGGGGGUGCAGCAGGUGGUACGUUGCUUCUCGAAGGUUGUUUCGUUGAGUAUGAGAACACUAAGUUCUUGGGCGUGGCGAAUAAGACGUUGCUGGCUAGGGUAUGCGGGACACCGUGGGGGUAUAGCUCGGACGAGUUGACUAAGACCAGUAAGAUGGUGAGUUUUGUAGUGGGCCCCACAAACGUACCUUACAGAGCUUGGAUAGGAGAGGGAGCGCAAGCUGUGGCGCAGUGUACUGAAGAUCUUAUAGAAGCGAACUUACAGCUGAAGUCGUUGUGUGGAGUAACUGCUUGGGGUGAAGUGCACUUAGCCAAGUGUUACGUGCGUUACUGGUCGCGUGGAGCCACUGGCCACGGGUGUUUCUCCGCGCUACGCGCGGAUACGUGGUUAAUUAGUUUUGUUUAG
Molecule: messenger RNA, 828 nt
Organism: Eruca vesicaria subsp. sativa (arugula)
Lineage: Eukaryota; Viridiplantae; Streptophyta; Magnoliopsida; Brassicales; Brassicaceae
Source: the annotation of a GenBank genome assembly